Messenger RNA from Cucurbita pepo subsp. pepo (vegetable marrow), 351 nucleotides. RefSeq lists its product as uncharacterized. The record is from RefSeq and is a predicted model, not a curated record. Lineage: Eukaryota; Viridiplantae; Streptophyta; Magnoliopsida; Cucurbitales; Cucurbitaceae.
AUGAGUCUGAAUUGCCUCUCGUGUCAACUCUUCUUGCAGAGAUCGGACUCCGACAAAGACCUCGAGCAGCAUGAAUACUUCACCGAUCAGGCCAAGUCGCCGGACAGAAGCUGGUCGGGAAACCUCUCGUUUCGCCCUCCCACUCGCCAAAACAGCGACGGGUUUCGGGUCCGGACGGAGAAUAAGGUGGCGCCGACGGGCCACCGCCGUCUUCACAGCACUGGCGCCGUCGCUUUCGGCGGCCCUGGUAAGGAGCCGAGGCUGAUUAGAAGCGCGGGGAUGAGGAGGGAUUGGAGCUUUGAGGAUCUUCGAGCCAUCCGAGAGGAAAAGGAAUCAUCUCCCAAUUCCUAA